Molecule: messenger RNA, 1002 nt
Organism: Aspergillus fischeri NRRL 181
Lineage: Eukaryota; Fungi; Ascomycota; Eurotiomycetes; Eurotiales; Aspergillaceae
Exons: 3
Coding region: 1-1002 (333 amino acids)
Source: RefSeq, a predicted model, not a curated record
AUGCGGCAGCCGGAGAUGUCUCACUCUCCUGCUUACUAUCAGGACAAUGAUCAGCUUGUGACGGCAUAUCUCCAAGAUGUACAGACCCCUGCCACACUUCCAGCUGCGGUACAUCUCCCUACCAAAUCGUCGUCCUCUCGGCAAUCUCUGACCCAGAGGAGUGUUGCCGAUGUAGCCCCUUCGGAUCUACGUUCUAUGCACGACUCUGGCUCGUACGCUACUCCCGAUACGACCAAUACUUCAGACGAUCACCAUCGGCACAGCCAGGGAUUGCGGAAGCUCGAAAACUAUAAUCAGGUGCCAGUUGGAUUUGUUUAUCCGGUCUCUGAGCAACUAGUGGUGACUCCGGUGACCAACGGAGCUGUGCGCAAAGACGAGCGCAUUCGUGGCAGUUGGACCGACCAUUCAUCAUACAUGUCCGGCGAUCAUCAUCCUCACAGCGCUCCCCGCGUCCACAAAAGAGCCAUACCUGAAGACGACUCUCUCGUGGAUGAGAGUCAGGAUGCGCUAUCGAUGCUGUUUCGACUCUCCUUUCCUGUCCCGAUCUUCUCCCUCUGCACAUCCUUAUAUACUGUCUUCGGUCUGAUCUUCGUCGUCCUCGUGUCUCCCCUUCGUCUCUGCUCCUUCGUUCCCUAUUUUCGCUCGACGUCGUUUCGUGCGCAGCUCUGCGAUCUUCUAGUGCCUCAGUUGCACAUCCACGAGCGAUUAGUCCUCCUGCGAAGGUCCACCGAAUCAAUAUAUAAUGAUACCGAACACUCAUCUCGUGCUGAAGCAAUGGAGUGUUAUUCUGUGGGGGGGUUAUUAAUGGUCCUUCUGCUGUCCUCCUUGCUGUCGAUCGCAUUCCUCCUUCUCGCCUGGACUGCUGCCUUCUUUUGGGUAUUUGCUAUGAUCCUUGGCAAUCCCGACGGCACCGAGCGCAAGGAUGAUGGCCGUGCCGCGGUUCUCGGCGUCUGUCGAUGGUGGCACUUGUGGCUGGGCAGAGCCAGAAAGGCGCCUCGCUAA